Messenger RNA from Ruditapes philippinarum (Manila clam), 802 nucleotides. RefSeq lists its product as uncharacterized. The transcript has 4 exons. The coding region runs from base 26 to 388 and encodes 120 amino acids. NCBI's taxonomy places the organism in Eukaryota, Metazoa, Mollusca, Bivalvia, Venerida, Veneridae. The record is from RefSeq and is a predicted model, not a curated record.
UGUUGUCAGCCAAGUAGGGAAAUUCAUGGAAUUGACAGUUUAUAUGUUGCAUUUAACAGUUAUUGCCACAGCAAGAUUUGUUUUUGGUUUGUUUAUGGUUGGCACAGACAAAGUGAGCGGCGAUGUUGCCAUUUUUGAAAUAGCUAAAGGAGCAACUGAUAUCAUGAUUGCAAUAACACUUUGGCUUUGGCAAUAUGUGAAUUGCCUUGAUCUUAAAUAUUUGCCCUCGGUUCUGAUAAUGGCUUCAGCAAUAUUGACGGGUUUUGGUACGUAUUUUAUAUUGAGAGACAUGUUAAAUACAUCCUUCCUUGGAUGGUAUACAAUAGUGGACUGGGUGAUGAUAGUCUGCAUUAGUCGGUACAUGUAUUGUGUAGUUAAAGACAACUAAUUAACUGUGAAAAAUCUACAAAACAUUUCUGUCACACGUGCUUAAAAUAUGUUACGAAAGAUACAAAACAUUAUCCAUACAUUUAACUAGUUAAGAAGUGAUUUUGAGUGUAAAGUUUAAUGAUAUCUAUAAUAUUGUGUUUAUCUGAACUGUAUUUAGAUUAGCCGUAACAAAUCAUUCAUUCCAUGGAAUGUUUUAUAUUAUAACUUUAAAUGCAUUCAUAACAUUUAAUUGCUUAGUUAAACUUCAUCUUCAGUAGCAUUUUUUUUUGUGCAAUUGUUUAUGAAUAUUCAUCAUAACUUUGACAUUUUCUUGCAUGUUUGGAAUUUUACUGUUACAUAUAAUGGUAUUUUUAGAUAUUUAUUAAAAAGGUAAUGAUCCAAAUUAUCUCACUUUUCCGGAAGUAACGUUAAA